GUGUGUGUGUGUGUGUGUGUGUGUAACCCUCGUGGCAGGGCUUCCGGAUGCUGGGUAUCCUGGAUGUGAAAACCCCCUGCGCCAGAGAGGCGGUGCUUCACGGGGCAGGGGGGGCCGUGGUCUCCGGCCUCAUUCACUUCCUCACCACCAGCCGAGUGCGCCGCUCGUUUGACGUUGGUUUCGCUGGCUUCAUGCUCACCACGCUGGGAUCCUGGUGGUACUGCAGGACCGGUCGGGCUCGGCUGCUCGUCCAGCAGAGAGUCCUGCAGGAUGGACUCAAGAACAAGGUGGCCUUCGAAGGAACCAGCAGGGACCCAGGCACCAAGACCCCCAGAGACCCGGGCCAGCUGGGACCCCCAGAGACCAUGAACACCAGAGACCCUCCGAGUCCCUGACCAGCUCCGACCCCCAGAGACCAAUACCCCCCCCCCCCCCAAGACCCCCAGAGACCCGGACCAGCUGGGAUGAAAAGACCCUCACCAGCUGGGACCCAGAGACCCCCCGGACCCUGACCAGCUGGGACCCAGAGACCCCCCGGACCCUGACCAGCUGGGACCCAGAGACCACCGGACCCUGACCAGCUGGGACCCAGAGACCCCCCGGACCCUGACCAGCUGGGACCCAGAGACCACCGGACCCUGACCAGCUGGGACCCAGAGACCCCCCGGACCCUGACCAGCUGGGACCCAGAGACCCCCCGGACCCUGACCAGCUGGGACCCAGAGACAAAGCCCCCUGGGACCUUAUUGACCGAAGGAACAGACCCAGUCCAGAAGGGACAGACAGAGUUGUUGGAGGUUCCCUCCAUGAAUUACAGUAUAUUUAAAUAUUAAAACAUUCAGGAUGUAUGGAAAAUGA
Messenger RNA from Gadus macrocephalus (Pacific cod), 858 nucleotides. Its product is annotated as cytochrome c oxidase assembly protein COX20, mitochondrial. The transcript is spliced from 3 exons. Bases 48 to 395 code for a protein of 115 amino acids. Gene Ontology annotation, biological process: mitochondrial respiratory chain complex IV assembly. Gene Ontology annotation, cellular component: mitochondrial inner membrane; mitochondrion. The record is from RefSeq and is a predicted model, not a curated record. NCBI's taxonomy places the organism in Eukaryota, Metazoa, Chordata, Actinopteri, Gadiformes, Gadidae.